Messenger RNA from Mirounga angustirostris (Northern elephant seal), 10065 nucleotides. It is a transcript of the gene EXTL2, whose product is annotated as exostosin like glycosyltransferase 2. The coding region runs from base 459 to 1451 and encodes 330 amino acids. The transcript is spliced from 6 exons. Gene Ontology annotation, molecular function: glycosyltransferase activity. Gene Ontology annotation, cellular component: membrane. The record is from RefSeq and is a predicted model, not a curated record. Lineage: Eukaryota; Metazoa; Chordata; Mammalia; Carnivora; Phocidae.
UCACUUCCAGGUCAUCCCGGGGGCCGCAGCCGCGGCUGUAAUUCUUGUCAGAACCUCCCUGCGCAUUUGAGGGAGGUGCUGGAGGAGCUCACUGGUCGGUGGGGCGCGAAGACGCGCGGGGCGCAGAGAGAGGAGCUCUCGGGCUUGUCCUGGGCGCCCACAGUCGUUGGAACGCUCCUGCGGGCGCCUUUCCGGAAAACUGUCUGGAUAAGGUUAUCAUUCAGCGAAUGAGGCAGGGUAGAUGCACGCUGCUGGGUUUAGAAACAAACAAACAAACAAACAACAACAACAAAAAAUGAGCAAGCGAGACGCCCCUUCCGUUUUAUGAGAACUAGGCUGCAAGCAAGUAAGUCGGCUGGCCCCACUGCAAUCUUCUGCACUCGAGCACCAAGAGAUCCUGUUCCUAUCAAUUACAGAAGCCAUAAAGAAAAGUUUUAAGAAGUUAAAACUUUACCAUAAUGAGGUGUUGCCACAUCUGCAAACUUCCCGGACGAGUGAUGGGCAUUCGAGUGCUUCGUUUCUCUUUGGUGGUCAUCCUUGUGCUGCUCCUCGUAGCCGGGGCUUUGACCACUUUACUGCCAAAUAUCAAGGAAGACAAGAUGCUCACUUUGCGUAGGGAAAUAAAAUCCCAGGGCAAAUCCGCCCUGGAUUCCUUUACUCUAAUAAUGCAGACAUACAACAGAACAGAUCUCUUACUGAGACUCUUAAAUCAUUAUCAGGCUGUGCCGUAUCUGCAUAAAGUGAUUGUGGUGUGGAACAACGUUGGGGAGAAGGGGCCAGAAGAGUUAUGGAACUCUCUAGGGCCUCACCCUGUCCCUGUGAUCUUCAAACUCCAGGCAACAAACAGGAUGAGAAAUCGACUCCAGGUCUUUCCCGAACUGGAAACCAAUGCGGUGUUAAUGGUAGACGAUGAUACGCUAAUUAGCGCCCAAGACCUUGUCUUUGCUUUCUCAGUUUGGCAGCAAUUUCCUGAUCAAAUUGUAGGAUUUGUUCCUAGAAAGCAUGUCUCUACUUCAUCAGGUGUCUACAGUUAUGGAGGUUUUGAACUGCAAACACCGGGGUUUGGAAAUGGCGACCAGUACUCUAUGGUGCUGAUUGGAGCCUCAUUCUUCAAUAGUAAAUACCUUGACCUGUUUCAGAGGCAACCUGCAGCUGUCCAUGCUUUGAUAGAUGAAAUCCAGAACUGUGAUGAUAUUGCCAUGAAUUUUAUCAUUGCCAAGAACACCGGGAAGACUUCAGGGGUAUUUGUGAAACCUGUAAACAUGGGCAAUUUAGAAAAAGAGUCCAACGGUGGCUAUCCUGGAAUGUGGCACCGAGCUGAGCACUUUCUGCAGAGGUCUUAUUGUAUAAAUAAGCUUGUUAGUAUCUACGAUAGCAUGCCCUUAAAAUACUCCAACAUCAUGAUUUCUCAGUUUGGUUUUCCCUAUGCCAACCACAAAAGUAAAAUAUGAAACUAAAACAAACAAAAACAAACCUCAAAACUGCUUAGUAUCUGAGUAGCUUCUCUUUGCUAGGGUUGGUGUUUUGUUUUGUUUUUUGGGGUUUGUUUGUUUUUUUAAGCAACAUCACGAACUUUUAUCCACUACAGAAGUCUCUACAAAGGAAAAAAUGUACCAUGCUUCUAGGACAUAGAAUUUACAGGAACUUCAAAAACCAAGAAGCUGGUACUCUCUAGAUAGGUUUUUUUUGCGAGGAAUUUUCAUACACGGAUAGAACUUCUUGGUCAGCGAUUUUAUUGUUUACAUUCUGAGACAGUUCUACAAUUUCUUGGAUUCCUGGCGUUUGCCUUAAGGACCUAUAGCAAGUUGUCUCCAGGAUCAGAAACUUCAGAAAAGCAUUUCUCAGCUUUUUCCCUAAAGGAUGAUUGUUUUCAUUUGAAGCUUGAAAUGCAUCAUUAGCAAAAGCCUAUGGCAUAGAGAAAAGCCAUGUGAGGGGAGAAUAGUCUCAGUCCCUUAUAAAAACAAGUGGAAAACUCAUGACUCUCAGUGCUUUCAUUGUGGUCUUUCCAACCAGCCCUUUCCAGCACUAACUCGGCCCAGCAUGGUUUUGAUGCAACCGUCAGUGCUUUGAUUUUCGUUGAUAAGUCUGUUGUGACUGGGAGAGUUCAUUUUAGUAGCUGAAGGAUGUCUAGUUGUUUGCUUGAUUUUUGUGAAUAUUUACUGCAUGGAUCACAAAAAAAUGCAACCUGUGUUUCUUAUGUGCAACUUCUAUGCAGCAGGGAGCAAAUGUGAUACUGGAUUCAGGUAGUGCAUUUUGUCCCUGAAUCUGACCUUGAGAAGUGUACGUUAAUUCCUAUAUUUUACAGAAACUGUGUGUUGUUUAAGAAACAUAAAAUAAUCUUCUGAAAGAAUGAUUAAUUAGGAACUGAGGAAAGUUACAACCUUUGGUAUGGAAAGACCUUUACUGUUAGGGCAUAGGCUUAUCUCAUGGAUACUAAAGAGUUACGUGUAUUAUACACAAAGUUAAACUCUCGUAUUCAGAGCUGCUGCUGCUUUCUUUUUCUUUUCUUUUUUUUUUUCAAAAAAGACCCAAUGCAUUCAUCAUGAUGAUAUUUUGGUUACAUACAGGAGAAAAAUAACUGAAUCAUAGCAGAGGAAUUUUAUAGGGAGUCUGCAUCGUAAUUGAGCAAGUAAAUUGUUAACUUGCUCACUCUGUUACAUGAAUUAGUAUCUGUGUUCCACAUAGUGUCUGUGUUUGGUCCUUGUUUACAAGAGUAGCAAGGAAUAAUUAAGCUCCUGUAUACCACCUUCUCCUCUUCCUCUUCCCCCUCCUCCUCCCAUAAUGUCACUGUAUUCUCACAUUUGCAAAGCUGUGAAAAUAUUAUAAUAAUCAUGGUUAAUGUUCCAACAAUGAGGUCUAUGUGCAGUUAGUUCAGUAUAUGUUGUUUCUUUACAUUGGCAUGUGUAUGUGUCUUAAUGCAGUCAGAUAAAACCAGUAGAACCCAGAACCUCACUAAAAACCUAUAAUGUUCAUUAUCUGCUUUGGCCAACCUUGGUAGUGAUUUUUAGCCUCUUGGAAUUCACCUGGCAGAUAAAUAAAAUAAACUUCUACCAUGCAGAUGUUCUCUUAAUUAAGCAGACUCACGUUUUUGUGGUCCGUGUUUUUACAAAUUUCUAAAUAUUCUAAUAUAUUGCUCAGGGUAAAGCAGAGGCAUUAGCUACGUUCCCCGGGGUUGGGGGGAGUUCUCCAGUGGGAAAAUAUUCUGAGAUUUUAUUUCCCAUUUUGUGUUCUCAAACUUGUCUUAAGCAUCACAUAAGUUAAUCGUAUCAUGUUUUACAGACAUUAUAGAGCAAAUAUGAUCACAAAGUGAAGUUCAAUCUGUGAUACAGAGACCUUUGCAUUGCGGCUGUGAUUCUACUAAAACUGUUUUCCUCUGUACACCUCUUAUUCUUGCUCCAAAUGAUUGGGAGAAGAGAUGCUGCUCAGGUUUGAAACUGCAUGAGGAAAGCAAUGAACUUAGAGGCUAGGUGUGCCAGGAGAGUAUUUGGACUCAAAUCCUUCCUAGAUCUCACAUUUACUUAACUUCUUGGAGCAUCGGUUUCCUCAUCUGCAAAAAUGAGAGUCCUAUCUACCUAGUGGUUUGCAUUAAGAAAUAGAAGAGCUGUUGGAGUGUGUGACUGCUAAUAAGCGCAGUUAAUUCUACAACUCAAUACCUAGGUAUUAGAAAGCCUCUGGGCCCACCAGGUGAGAUAUUCAAGAAAUUAUUCCUAUGUAACAAUGGGCAGAGAACCAUGGCAAUUUUCAGGUCUUUAUUUCAAAUGCCCCUUUUCUUAUUCUUAAAACCCUACAUACUCAUUCUAGCAAUUUUGGCUUAUUCAGAACAGCAUAAAGGAGAAAUGAAAAGCACACCACCACAUUAACAAUGGCUAGGCGUAUUUGUGUCUAUUCCUCCUGACUUUCUGAAGCAUAUAUUUUAAUAGCAUGAUUUAUUUGGUAUUUCAUUGGAUAGAUAAACUAUAAUUUAUAUAAUCAAUCCUACUACCAUUUUGUUUGAUUUCUUCCUAUUAGGACAACAUUUGGGUAAAUGCCCUUGCCUUUGAGCACAUCUAUAAUGAUUCCUUUAAGGCCAAGAAUUUCAAUACUUGGACCCAUCCAGUAGUAUGCAUGUUUUUAGAGUUUUUGGUACAUAUUGCUAGGUGUCUCCAGAGGCAUUGCCAUCGCUGCACUGUUAGUAUCACAUCCGAGGGCACCUGCUUCCCAUCAGACUUCCCAACAUUGCAUAUUUAACGUUUUCUUUCCUUUUUCCAUGUACAAAAUUCGCAAAGGAUUUGGAAGGACUUGGCUAUGUUAAGAACUCUGUUAAGGGGCGCCUGGGUGGCUCAGUUGGUUAAGCGACUGCCUUCGGCUCAGGUCAUGAUCCUGGAGUCCCUGGAUCGAGUCCCGCAUCAGGCUCCCUGCUCGGCAGGGAGCCUGCUUCUCCCUCUGACCCUCCCCCCUCUCAUGUGCUCUCUCUCUCUCAUUCUCUCUCUCUCAAAUAAAUAAAUAAAAUCUUUAAAAAAAAAAAAAAGAACUCUGUUAAGGCUAAAAAACAGGAAGCCCAACUGUCAAAUAAAAGAUUCAAAGGCAGUAUAAGCUUUAGGAAGCUUUUGAAGUACUUCUAGAAACUCUUUGUUCCCAGGCUUGAAGUAUAGGCAAUGAAUUGCUGACCCUUUGCUUGUCCCAGCAAUAAAAAAAUUUCGGGGUGGGGGAGCGGUGGCUCAGUCGGUUAAGCGUCCAACUCUUGGUUUCUGCUCAGGUCAUGAUCUCAAGGGUCGUGGGAUUGAGCCCUGUGUGGGGCUGCACGCUCAGCGCAGAGUCCGCUUGGAAUUCUUUCUUCUCUCCCUCUGCCCCGUCCCCCCACCCCUCAAAUAAAUAAUCUUUUUUUUAAGAUUUAUUUUUAAAUUUAUUUAUUUGACAGAGAGAGAGACAGCGAGAGAGGGAACAGAAGCAAAGGGAGUGGGAGAGGGAGAAGCAGGCUUCCCGCGGAGCAGGGAGCCCAAUAUGGGGCUCGAUCCCAGGACCCUGGGAUCAUGAACUGAGCCGAAGGCAGACGCUUAACAACUGAGCCACCCAGGUGCCCCAAAUAAAUAAAUCUUUAAAAAAAAAUGCUCAUAUUCGUUCCUCUUGGAAAGAACCAAGGCUUUGACCCAAAGGUGUGUGUGCCUGCUUCUAUGUGUGCACUUACAUGCUCUAUGGAUGCAAGGGAGGGCAGGAGGUAGAGGGACUCAGGAGGAAAUGGAGUGGAGGAUCAAGCUUUGAUGGAGGAGGGUUGGGGAGGUGCCAAAUCUCACUGGCUGCUAGGGCUUCAGUGGUGAGAUGUGAUCAUCCUUUACCCCAUGCUAUAUCAUAAACCAGUAUUUAUUGUCCUGCUAGGGAUCUCCCGACUUGGCUCUCUCUCUCUCUACUCCCUUCCUCCUCACUUCCAUGCCUCCUUUUCUUCUUUCAUGAAGGUUCUCUCACUAUAAAACCUGAAAAUAUACUUACUGUAGAUGAAAUAAAAAGAACAUUUGAUACAUUGGAAACAUGCACCGAGUCCUGGCUCCACUUAAUUUCCUUCUCUGGAGAAUGGGGAUGAAAAUGCCUGCCCGAAAAUUUCCCUGGUUGCUUUUGGUUUCAAAGGGCAUAAUGUGUAGAGAGAACUUUGUAGCAUCAGGAAAGCACACAAUUUUUUCCAAAGCUAUUACAGAUAAAGAAAGAGCAGCUUGCCCAAGAAUUAAAGAGACUUGGUCGUGAGUUAGUAACUGUGUCAAAAUUAUACCUUGGAGCAUAAAAAGAAGCAAGAAUGAAUAUGCAAGUACUGAAAACAAUUUAAGGAACCCGCUUUAUUAACUCUGGCUCAGAAUGGAAUAUUCAGAUGAAGUGUUUAUCUAAACUAGAGAUGACUCAAGGCUUCUCCUCUUUUUAUAUGUCAAUAUUUUAUUUAAAAAGAAAAUCAAAUUCUUGAUCAGAAUAUUUUAAGUAGUUUACAAAAAUAAACCUGAAAGAAACAGCUUUAAUUUACAGCAGUGAUUCUUAACUUGGGCUGACUUUACCCCCAGGGUUUGCACAGCAAGGUCUGGACACAUUUGGUUUAUUACAACUGGGGGCAUGCUACUGGCUUUGAGGAUGCAGCAGCCCCCCAACACUAAGCACCCCAAAAUGUCAGUAGUGCUGACGUUGAGGAAAAAUGUGCCUGACAUUGUAUUAUAGAAUAUCUGGUUGGUAAUUUAUCUAUAUAGCACAUAUUUUAUCACAAUGCAAGUUGCAAUGUUAAAGUUUUAUGCCAUAUAACGGUGCCUAUUGGGACAGAAAACUAAAGGGGCAGGGAAUGUACAUAUAUUACUGAUAAGACAUCUGGUGCAUAAUUCUGUUACCCCCAAAUCUGAUCAAAGAGCCAGAAAUUUUUCUGGUUAAGGUUUAUUCCUGCCUCUUUUUUUUUCUUUUUCUUUUUUUCCCCAUUCUGCAUGUCUUUAUUUUCACAUCUGAAGAAAUAGAGCUUUAGUUUCUGGGAAGGACAGAUACCUAAUAGGAUAGAUACCUAUUUCUGAAUCAGUACUGAGCAGUAUUACAUAAUACAGUGUAUAUUUUAGUAACACAUCUCUAGUUAAAGUCAGGAUGAUUGACUUAAUGUAAGCUAAAUAUAAAUUCUCAAAUAAUCAUAUUUGAGUGUUCAAGUAUUUUUGGUUUAAGCAAUAAACUUAAUAGCUAGUGAAGACAAUUUACAUAGGAAAGAAUGCUGCAAUGGGAGAAUUAGGAAAUAUCUUUCUCGUUAUCAGCUAGGUAAUGAUUUAGGUUAUGUAAAUUUAUCUGGGUCUCAGUUUUCACAUCUACAAAAGGAGAAAUGAACUAAAUGAUUGGUAAAUUUCUCUCCAGCUGCAAAAUUUGGUGACCCUAAAUCAGUGUUGAAUUGGUAGGUUUUUAAAGGAACCAGAUUAGGGGCACCUGGGUGGCUCAGUCAGUUGAGCAUCCACCUCUUGGUUUCCACUCAGGUCACGGUCUCAGGGUCAUGGUCUCAGCGGUGGGAUCAAUCCUGGAGUUGGGCUCCAUGCUAAGUGCGGAGUCUGCUUGAGAUUCUCUCUCUCUCCCUCUGCCCCUGCCCUCACGGGCUCAUGCACUCUCUCAAAUAAAUAAAUCAAUCUUAAAAAAUAAAUAAAUAAAGGAACCAGGUUAUACUUCCUGACAAGAAAAAAUAAUCCCUUAGAGUUUAGCUCUGUUGGAGCUUACUAUCUUCCCCACACCCUCAGCCUAUCUCCCCAGGAGUCCUUUCUCAAAGUGAAUACUAAUACAAUUAAUAUGAAUUCAAUUAAUACACAUCACUACUGUUGUACUGUUUUUGAACCAAAAGACAUAAUGAUUAUGAUGUGACAAUGAUGAGGAAGAAGACAAUGCCAUCGGUCAGUGAUAAACACUGACUGGAAGAGAUUAUGAUUUAUUUAAAAGGUGUGUUACUUCUCAACCAAGCUUCUGUUGCUGCUGGGCCUUUAUGAAGAUCCCAAAGAGACACGCAACAGGGUAACAAGCCACUUGAUUCAAACUGAACUCUGAAUCAGAAAUGAUCGUGCACAGCCCCUAAUCUCAUAAACCCAGAAUGCAAAUACAAGUUUUGAAGACUCAAACUUAAAAAAAAUUUAAAAAAAAGACUAAAUUAAACUAUUGAUUCUAUUGAAGUUUAUAAAACACUAUUUUUAUGGAAUUUACUGUGUUACCAGCAGAUGUCAGUGCAACCUAAUUAACAUUUUUAGCAGCUCAAAUACCUGCCAGUAAACUGAGUGAAAAGAGUCUUAAAAUAGCAAAGUUAACAACCGACUGUCAAUGUUUUUGAUUAAGAAUAUCUUCUUCAGUGGAGCUACAGGAUGAUAUCAGUCCUUCAGAAGUUACUUAGCUAAGUGGGCCCUGGCCUAGGUAAAUCAUAUUACAUAAGUUGUAACACAUUGGUAAUUGUCAUCAUAAUUUACGUGACAAUAGCAUUUCUCAGUGACCUAUAAAAAACAUGAUCUUAAUUAAGUACAAAAUGCUAAUCUGUGGUUAAGCAUAAGAAUAACAGUAUUUUAAAAACCCACACAUCAUAGACACUAGCACCAAACAAAACUCAUUUGUGUCUGUGUGGCAUAUUUACAACCCCUGAAGAAACACAUUAAUUCCUAAUGAAUCCUAAAAUAUCUAUAGUGUGAUACCAUUUGUUUUGUAGAAUGUAGACUUUAGCUUUUAGCAAAAGUUGUUAAUCUAAUGGCAGUAACAGCAGUGCCUAUUAUGUGAGGAACACUCACCUUAUCCCAUGUAAUUUUUGUAAUUUUGAUACCUGUAUCUCCCACAUUCGAGGGUUCAGUAAGUGACAUUCAGGGAGGUUAAGUAAUUUGCCUAAUAAAUAAAGGUUGCACAGCAAGUCAAAGUGACAGACUGCAGCUGGUUCCAAGGCUAUACUCUUCUCUUAAUGCAAUAUUCUUACCUCUAGAAAUACUAUUUCAUGAGCCUCAUGAACUAGCCUUUCGUUGUUGCUUUCUCAUCACGCUUAGAGUUGAAGCUAUAUUUUGCACAAGAGUUCUACGACAAUAUGGGACACAAUUAGAAUUAGUCUAAGAUAAGGUAGAAUAAAGAAAUACUUACAAAAUUACUUUUAAAAAGCGAAAGCCAGCUUCUUAUAAAGUUAAAUAUGCACUUUCCAUAUAACCUAACAAUCCCAUGCCUGGAUACUUACUGAAGAGAUAUGAAAAUUUAUAUCCACACAAAGGCCUAUAGACAAAUGUUUACUGCAACUUUAUUCAUAACCAUCAAAAGCAGAAAACAACUCAAAUUUCCAACUAGUUAAAGGAUAAACAUAAUUUGGUUUAUCCACAUAUUAGAAUGCUUUUCAGCAAUAAAAAGGAACAGACUACUGAUAUAUGCAGCAACAUGGCUGAAUCUCAAAAUCAGUUAAGCCAAGUGAAAGAAGACAGACACAAAAGAUUCCAUGUAUAUGACAUUCUGGAAAAGGCAAAACUAUAGAAACAGGAAACAGAUUGGUGGUUGUCAGGGCCUGGGGGUUGGAGGGGGGAAUUGACUAUACAAAGGGCAUGAAGAAAAUUUGGGGGCUGAUAGGAACAUUCUAGAUCUUGUUUGUGGUGGUGGUGGUGGUGGUGUGACAAAAUAUAUUUAUCAAAACUCAUAAAACCAUACCCUUAAAAUUGGUGAAUUUUAUUUCAUGUAAAUUUUGCCUCAAUAAACCAGGCUUUUUUUUUUUUUAAGUAAACAAUAUUUGACAAAAUUCAACAUACAUUUAUGACAAAAACUCUCAACAAAGUGCGUAUAGAGGGAAUGUAUCUCAGCAUAAUAAAGGCCAUAGAUGACAGGUUCACAGCUAACAUCAUACGCAGUGGUGAAAGGUUUAAAGCUUUUCCUCUAAGAUCAGAAAUAAGAAAAGGAUGCCCACUCUCCCCACUUUUAUUCAAUGUACUAUUGGAAGUCCUAACCACAACAAUUAGUCAAGGAGAAGAAAUAAAAGACUCAUACAAAAUAUUAGUAAUGUCAUUAGCAGGAAAAUUUAUGAAAAGUUGAGUCCAAUAACGAGAGAUAGAAGAGAAGUUAACAACCUAAACUCUUGCCCUGGAAUAUCUUGCCUAGUCUGGGAACGCAGGAGAACAGAAACCAGGGCUCUAGUAGCAAAUGGCCAACCCACUUGCAUGUGACCUUGAGUGAGGCAUGACUUCUCUCCAAAUCUUAUCUAACUCACCGGUAAAGAAAUUGCAAUAAAUAUUUAAAUUCUUUGAACUUUUUGAACUUCUCAAGCCAGAAAAACAAAACAAGGACUGCAUUUGCCAUUCGGAAAAAAUCUCCCCCUUGCAGGUCUAAUAUGUAAUUCCUUUGGUAGAGAAACGGAGUUAAUAAAACUAGCUUUAUUACUCACCAUUCCUUUGGAGAGGGAAAUUUUAUAAUUUGGCCAGCAGGGGUCAUGCAUUCAUCUAGGAAAAACUGACAAUUCUUCAUAUCAAAAUGCUUUUCAAAUUAAUGUUUCCCUAAUAUUUUCGUCUGUGUUGAUUAUGAAUAUUGUUUGUACAAAUGCGUAGAGGAAGGAAAAUGUCCUAAAUAUUCAACCAUUUUCUCAGUUCUAAUAAAAUAUGGUAAUUAAAUCUA